CUCUCUAGUCUGUACUCGAUUCUUUGGUUUUGCUUUGCUUGUGCCAGUUGUGCCUGCCUGCCUUCCUUGUAGAUAAAUUACAUGACAAGAUAGGUACCUAGCUAGUGAAAUAGAUAAUAAUGAUAGAAGAUUGACGCGGAACUGCGUACAGAAACUUUAUAAUUUAGGCUAAAGGCUAUUUAAAAUGCAUAUAAGUGAUUGCUACCGUCAAAAUUGCGAUCUGUUUUUUAUUAGAUGUGAAUUCUUCGAUAUGUAAAAUACUAUUUUAUGGACUAUAUUAUGAGGCUCGAGAAAUGAACAAGGGGUUUCGUUAUUUAGCUUUUGUCCAUUUCCUAUUUUAUUCGAAGGUAUUUCAAGAUGGGUUUGCUUAUUUCCAAAAUUUGGAGCUUGUUCGGCAAUGAAGAACACAAACUUGUCUUGGUUGGCUUGGACAAUGCAGGCAAGACAACUAUUCUGUACCAGCUUUUGCUGGGUGAGGCUGUGCACACGCGACCGACCAUAGGCUCGAAUGUAGAAGAGGUGGUGUGGAGGAACCUACACUUUGUCAUGUGGGACCUCGGCGGUCAGCAGAGUUUGCGGUCUGCAUGGAAUACUUAUUACACUAACAGUGAGUUCGUAAUCAUGGUGAUCGACUCGACGGACCGCCAGCGGCUGACGAUCAGUCGAGAGGAACUACACCGCAUGCUCACUCACGAAGAGCUGAGUCGUGCGUGUCUCUUGGUCUACGCUAACAAGCAGGAUGUAAAAGGAUCGAUGACGGCAGCAGAGAUUUCAGAACAACUGGACUUGACCUCAAUCAAGCAGCAUCCCUGGCACAUACAGGCGUGCUGCGCGCUCACGGGCGAAGGAUUGCAUUUGGGCUUGGAGUGGAUCGCAAGCAGAAUAAAGAAGAAAUGACGAAGUUUUGACGAUCGCCUGCCCGAAUAGGUCUCGUUGUUACAUUUUUUGUAUGGAUAUACAUAUUUUAAUAAUUAAUUAAAAAUAAAGUUUAAAUGCAACUAAAAUUCAGACUAAUAGGAUUUUCUAUAUAUUUUGAAAUGUACACAAAUCAGAGUUUACGAUGUUUUAGAUGAAUGGGAUAUAAUAAAACAUGUUCUUAUAUCUCUAUUUGUUUCAACUGCAAGAUCACCGCCGUCUAAUGUCAUCUUUGGGCGACUGAAUAAAAUCUGACACGAGCACUUAGCAAUAACACACUCGAUAAAAGGACUAAGGUCUUCAAAACAAAAAGGUGUAAUCAAUCGUUGCCUAUUCAUUAGUUCCCUUUUUAGAGCUCCAGGAUUUGUGCGCAGAACUCCACAAUAUUGUAGUGAAACUAAAUGUAAAACGAAUUCCAUUGGCACCUCUAGGGAACUAACUGUCCUUGUAUGAAAUAAUUCGCAACGAUAGUAACGGUUGCGGUUUUGAAAUUAAAGCCGGGUCCACGUUUCAUGUUUUGUAUCUACACAAUCAACAAUACAUGUAUAUUCAACAAAAUCGUCUUAGCAAAAACAUUGCUUUACUACUUACUCCAUUACAUAUCAACAGAACAGGACUCACUAAACUCAUAUCGAAUUCUAUUUCUUUUUAAAUAUUUAGUUGUUUUAGAUGAAAGGGAAACAAAAAACUUUUUAUUUAUAUCUAUUUAUUUCAACUAUAAGAUCCUCAAAACAAAAAAAUAUGUAUAGCCACUCGAUAAUUUUGUGACUAUUCAUAAAGUAACAACGAAUCGAUUUGCAUUAAUAAUAAAAUUGGUUCAUACAUAAUAAUAAAUUAAAAGUAAAAAUAUUAAAUAAUUAUCACAAAAAUAUAACAACAAGAAAUGCAUGUAAUAUAUUUGGUACACCGAUUUACUGUCAUGAUAAAUAUAUGUCAUAUAAUAUUAUGGUAUUAUUUCUACACAAUACAAGGAUUAAUUUAAUAUUAAAUAUCCAAAGGGCUGAACCCACCUUAAGUUUAACAUGAAAUGUAUAUUAUAUGUAUGUAUGAGGGCCGUCUUUCGACAUGAUAUUUUAAAUCGUAUUCAUAAAAGUAACAUACACCUAUAAAACCUACUUCAGACGUAAACGGUCUCUUUCUAUUUUUCAUUGACAAAUAAUGAAAAAAGAGACGAAGAUAUUUCAACUGAAUUAGCAAACUAGAGUUGUUUUAAGGGGUAUAUAUAAAGGGGUCAGAUAUUUUAGAACAUGAAAGUUACAUUGUACUAAAACUAUCGGUAGGUAGUCGACUAAUGCCGCGUGUAUACUUUAUCCAAAAAGAAACUAUCUAAUAUGGUUAUUUACAAAUAAUAAGAUCUAAUACAACAAAUCUGUGAAAAAUGGCAGAAUAUAUCACUCAGUGCAUCACUUUAUUAAUUAGAUAAUAUUAGCGAUUAAAAUUUCGCGAUUCGGCAGUGACCAAUGUUUUUAUAAAGGCAAACAUAUAAUUAUAAUUCGUUCCAUUAUUUUUUUGGAAUAAUCGAGUUUGGUGUCCAUUCAAACUCGCAAUUCAA
Molecule: messenger RNA, 2467 nt
Organism: Plodia interpunctella (Indianmeal moth)
Lineage: Eukaryota; Metazoa; Arthropoda; Insecta; Lepidoptera; Pyralidae
Gene: Arl5
Product: ADP-ribosylation factor-like 5
Exons: 5
Coding region: 358-897 (179 amino acids)
Biological process (GO): intracellular protein transport; vesicle-mediated transport; protein localization to Golgi membrane
Cellular component (GO): trans-Golgi network; cytoplasm
Molecular function (GO): GTP binding; GTPase activity
Source: RefSeq, a predicted model, not a curated record